UCAUUUCUCAUUGCACAGGCUGUUCAUCCUGCACAAAUCUCUCUUCUCUCUCUGUGGCCAUGAGAAGGAUGUCAACUAUAUUGCCGAGGUUGAUGCUUGCUCUGGUUUUUAUGCUUCUAAUUUCUCCUAAAAGAGAUGGGCAGGAUGAGCAAUGGUGCAUUGCAGAUGAGCAGACUCCGGAUAGUGAAUUGCAACAGGCCACGGAUUGGGCUUGUGGAGCAGGUGGGGCAAAUUGUACUAACAUUCAAGUGAGUCAACCUUGCUAUUAUCCCAACACCGUCAAAGAUCAUGCUUCCUAUGCCUUCAACAGCUACUUUCAGAAGUAUAGGAGCAAAGGUGGAUCUUGCUACUUCAAAGGAGCUGCUAUGAUUACAGAGCUUGAUCCCAGUUAUAAUUCUUGCCGAUAUGAUUACACGCCCUGAUUCAUCACCAAUGUUAUGCAAUGACUCCGCAGCAAUGUUUGCUUCUUUUCUUUCUGUUUUUUAUGUUAGACAACUUUUUUGUGCUUCCUCAGAACUACUGUAGGCACCAGCGUGCAAAUUGCGCAACUUAAAUGCAUAAAUUUCUUCCAAUACUAUAAACGCAGGGUUACUGUAUUA
Mangifera indica (mango) is the source of this 599-nucleotide messenger RNA. RefSeq names its product glucan endo-1,3-beta-glucosidase 4-like. The record is from RefSeq and is a predicted model, not a curated record. The transcript has 3 exons. Bases 60 to 422 code for a protein of 120 amino acids. NCBI's taxonomy places the organism in Eukaryota, Viridiplantae, Streptophyta, Magnoliopsida, Sapindales, Anacardiaceae.